Messenger RNA from Adineta steineri, 7350 nucleotides. NCBI's taxonomy places the organism in Eukaryota, Metazoa, Rotifera, Eurotatoria, Adinetida, Adinetidae. The record is from the annotation of a GenBank genome assembly.
AUGGUAUCACUUGGUAAUUUAAAUAUAUGGAUUAUUUUAAUGAUCAUUGGACAAAUACCAGCUACAACGUCAAACGUACUACUAGUCUCUUUUCAAUGUUACAAUUAUACGCUGAUCAAUGAUCCUACAAGAAGCGUGAAUGUAACCGGUGGUAAUAAUUGUGAUAACACUCUCUUCAGUUCGGGUGCAAUUUGGGUUCGUUUUGUUGGUGUAGGUGGUACACAAAUACCAACAAGCCCAGUUGCAACGAGUCGAUGUAAUACCACCGUAUCAGGGUGGUAUUCAGGGCAAAUGCCCACCGGUGUGGAUACAACUAUGAAUGGAACUGUAUGCUUUAAUUCGGCACCUAACAAUUGCUAUCGGAACAGUAGUAUUGCUGUGACUAAUUGUGGAUCUUAUUAUGUUUAUCAAUUAGAUGCACCUCCAGUUUGCAAUGCACGCUACUGUACUGAUACACCAGGUGUUUCGAUAACAGAUACAACAAUAACACCCAUAGAAGCUACAACGCCGAACGCACGACUAGUCUCUUCUCAAUGUUACAAUUAUACGCUGAUCAAUGAUCCUACAAGAAACGUGAAUGUAACCAAUGGUAGUACUUGUGAUAACACUUUCUUCAGUUCUGGUGCAAUGUGGGUUCGUUUUUUUGGUAUAGGUGGUACACAAAUACCAACAAGCCCGGUUGCAAUCAAUCGAUGUAGUACCACCGUAACAACUUGGUAUUCAGGACAAAUGCCCACCGGUGCGGAUACAACUAUAAAUGGAACUGUAUGCUUUAAUUUGGCACCUAACAAUUGCUAUCGGAACAGUAGUAUUGCUGUGACUAAUUGUGGAUCUUAUUACGUUUAUCAACUACGUGCACCUCCAGUUUGCAAUGCACGCUACUGUACUGAUACACCAGGCGUUUCGAUAACAGAUACAACCAUAACGCUCAUAGAAGAUGAAACAACUUCGACACAGAUUAAGACGACUGUUGAUGGAUCCACUACAGCAAUUCACACAACUGUUGAUUCUUCUACUACGGCAAUUCGAAUAGAACAAACAACAAGUACAGAAGCAAUGACAACUUCAAAACUAUCGAUCAUAUCUCAAAAAUGUUUUGCACCAAAAGUAGCACUUAUCCCUGGUACAUCAACAUUAUCAUCACCAAUACAAUUUCAUCGAAGUGACGAUUUUAAUAUAAUUUCAAUGAUUGAAUUAAAUUGUAAUGGUUCAUUAUCAGCAGUCGCUCAAUGGAAAAUAAAAAAUUGUAGUUCAACUUGUUUAUAUCAAAUUCAGUUGGAUCCAACAAUAAAAACAACAUUUACUGAAUUAUAUAUACCAGCAAAAACAUUGCCUUACGGAAUUUAUGAAUUACAAUUAACUGUAACCAUGACUAAUUUAACUAAUCUCACAACAUCAUCUUCAGUUUAUGUUCAAAUAACAUCAUCAGGUAUAACAGUAAAUCUUGUUCAAUUAGGAACAUCAAUGAUUACAAUUGGAUAUGAUCAAGAUCUUAAUUUUAAUCCAGGAGCAUUUUCAGUUGAUCUCGAUGGAUAUACAUUUAAUGAAAGUAAUUGGAAAUAUGUAUAUUAUUGUCGAAUUUAUGGUCUAUAUAUGUUUCCAAGUCUAAAUGGUGUAUUAUUAUCAAUUGAUGAUAAUGGAACUGAUCCUUUAAAUCCAUCGUGUUUCGCAAAUCAAACAGGAAACGGAACAAGAUGGAAAUAUGGUACGUCAUUGAAAUCAUCAUUAACAAUUCUUGCUAAUUCACUGCAACCAAAUCAAACAUAUCAAUUUAUGGUUUAUAUGGAAAAUCGACAAAAUUCUUCUACUCAAGCAACUGGCUAUGUACUUGUUACAGUUGGAACUAUUGAUUCACAAAUGAUUGCCGUUGGUUGUGUUAUUUGGACAAUGUGUACUCCAAAUUUGGAAUUUCAACUUGUUAAUCCAACAACACAAGUUGCUUUAUUUUCUUUAUGUAUUGGAGAUUGCGACAAUAUUCAAAAUACAACAUGGAAUAUUUAUCAGGGUACAACAAAUAUAUCUUCAAACUCUACCCAAUGGACUUUGUUCAAUCAAAUGAAUAUCUAUGAAAAUAUUUGGUUUUUUGGAUGGAAUACAAGUAAUUUUACUGCAUUGAAUCAACUAUUUCUCAAUAAUCCUCAAAUUAAUCUUUGGCGAUUUCAAGUUAUUUAUGGAUUUACAUUACAAGCAAGUUCAAGUGCAUUAAAUUUUGUAAUCAAUCACCCUCCGAUAAACGGCUCAUGUUCAAUUAGUCCUUAUAAUGGUACAACAAGUACUUCAUUUAAUAUUUCAUGUUCAAAUUGGUUUGAUGAAGAUGGAAUUAAAGAUUAUUCAAUUUACGCUUGGACAGCAGAUCCACAAGAACGAACGUUUAUUUCAUUUUCAUCCGUGUCAAUAUUUCAAGUUCGAUUACCUUCCGGAGAUGAUCAAACAUCAUUACUUCAUCUUAUAGUUCAAAUUCGUGACACUCUUGAUUGUAUUACAGAAUAUAACAUGUCAUCUAUUAAUGUUCUACCAGAUACGUUAGGAAUUACGAAUUUAUUAAAUAAUUUACAAAGUUCAUCGAAUGCAUUAGCAAAUAAUCCAACUAUUCAAUUACUUUCAAGUGGAAAUCAAAAUAUUAUUGGACAAAUUGUAGGUUGUCUUUCGCAACAAUCUAAUAAAAUGAAUAGUGACGCGAUUGAUCAAGCUGUUUCAAGCGGAAUACCAGCUGCAAGUAUUUCUGUAUCUCAAUUAGGAAGUACAACUUCACAAGGAAAUUCUACUCCAUUGAAUGCAACAGCUUUAAUUCAAUAUAAAAAAGACUUGAAUUCUCAUGCAAAUCUUCGUGAAUAUUUAAUGACAUUUACAACUAAUCUUGAUAUUUCAACAUCAAAUAAUAUAAAAUUACAAGCAUCAUCAUUAGCUCAAUUAACUCAAGCAACAAAUCAAUUGACACGAACUGCUUUAACACUUGCAUUAGAUAAAUGUUAUCAAUUAUCUCUUGCACUAUAUUCAAUUGUAACAAGAAUUUCAUAUGAAGAUGUUCAAAUAAUCACAACUCAACUGAUUCAAUGUGCAACGAAUAUUUUAACUGCUGUUAAUGGUCCACUACAACAACGAACAGAUAUAUUGGAUUUAGAUUCAUCACGUGCAACAGCAUUUCCGACGGAUUAUGAUACAGAUCUUGAAUCCGCCUGGUCAAAUCCAAAUUUAUUUUCUGAUGGAAAUGAUUUUUCAUGGGAAACAAUACAAAAAGGUCGAAAUACCUAUUAUCAAAAACAAUUAGCAAAUCAAGUUACCACUAAAGUGAAUCAAAUUCUAUCAUUACUAACUUCUAUAUCAAAUAUUCAAUUAAAUAUUGGUCAAAAUUUAAUAAUAAAUACAUCAUCAACAUUUAUGUCACUAGAAACUGUAUCAAUGAAAUCUCUUUCAAAUAAACAAGUUCAACAAGUUGGAAAUGCUCGAAUUAAUAUUCCAAAAAAUUUCAAGUCAAACAUAAGUGAUAAUUCAACAGUUUCACUUCGAUCAAGGAUGGAACCACUUGCUCCAUUGGGUAGUUUAAAAAUACAAACAGCAAAUACAAAUCUUUCGAGAUCUAUAUCACUUUCUGUUGUUGAUCGUAAUGGAAAUGAAGUUUUAAUUAAUACAGAUUCAACAGAUCCAAUUGAAAUUAUAAUUCCUCGUGAUCCAAAUGUAAUCAUUCCAUCAAUGAUUAUUCAAAAUGUAACAUCAUCAAUAGAUUCUGCACCGCAUAACCAAUUAUUUUCUUUCCAUUAUAUUAAUAUCACAAAUACACUUUCGGUUUCAGUUCAUAUUGAAAUUCAUCCAUUAGAAACAAAUAUUUCCUAUUUAUUUAUUUAUAAAUUUGAUCAAAUACCUCAAUUAAAUACUUCAAUAAAUAUUAUUGAUGGAUGGACUGUAUUUUGUCCUUUCAAUUUAACAAAUGAAAGUAUGUAUACAUAUUUUAUUGAUAAUCAACAAACAUCUGGUCAUCAAUCAAUUAUAUUUGGUUUACGAGAAUUAAAUACAACUGAAAAUAAUGAUUAUUGUUUUAAUUCUUCAAUAUUAACUCCUCCAAUAACAAAUGAAAGAUUUAAUUUUACAGAAAAUUAUGAAGUUCGAAUUUAUACAUCGGGUUGUUAUUAUCUUGAUAAAUCUAAUCAAUGGCAAUCAGAUGGAUUAAGAGUUGGGCGAAACACAAAUUAUUAUGAAACUCAAUGUUUUUCAACUCAUUUAACAACAUUUUCUAGUGGUUUUCAAAUUUUACCUCAAUCUGUUAAUUGGAAUUAUGUUUUUGCUAAUGCUGAUUUUAUUCGAAAUAAAACAAUUUAUUUAACAAUUAUUUGUGUGUCACUAUGUUAUGUUAGUUUAAUCAUUUUUGCACGUUAUAAAGAUAGAAAAGAUAUUGAAAAAUUAGGAGUAACACCAUUACCUGAUAAUCAAAAAUCCGAUGAAUAUUUUUAUCAAAUUCUUGUUUUUACUGGUCAAAGAAGAAAUGCUGGAACAAAAUCUAAAGUUCAUUUUGUAUUAUCUGGUAAUGACGAUUCAACAACUAUUCGUACAUUUGCUGACCCACAUCGAACGAUUUUUCAACGUGGGGGAAUCGAUGCAUUUAUUUUAGCUGUGCCACAAUCAUUGGGAUUAUUAAAUUUUAUUCGUAUCUGGCACGAUAAUACCGGUCAAGGUUCAUCAUCAUCAUGGUUCUUAAAAUAUUUAAUUAUUCGUGAUUUACAAACAAUGGAAAAAUUCCAUUUUAUUUCUCAACGAUGGUUUGCAGUUGAAAAAGAUGAUGGAAAAAUCGAACGUAUUUUACCAGUUGCUAGUGAAAUGGAAAAAUGUGAUUUUUCUUAUGUUUUAUCAAAACAGUCCUAUCAUAGUAUAUCUGAUAGUCAUUUAUGGUUUUCAAUAUUUUCUCGACCACCAUCAAGUAAAUUUACACGUGUUCAACGUUGUACAUGUUGUUUUGUUUUAAUUAUUAUUUCAAUGUUCUUAAAUAUAAUGUAUUAUGAUUUAAAAAAUGAAUCGACAACGACUAAUUCAACAAGUAGCAUUAGUUUAUCAUUUGGUUCAGUUUCAAUAACAUCCGAACAAGUAAUAAUUGGUAUAAUUGUUGAACUAUUUGCACUGAUUCCAAGUCUCUUACUUGUUCAAUUAUUUCGACGUCUUCGAUCUCGUCAACAACAAAUAUCUCCAUUACGUCAAGCUUUGUAUAAAAUUAAAUCAUCACUUAGUGACAAGGAUAUUGAUGAAAAUAAGAGUAAACAUAAAUCUGGAUUAACAUUAGCCUGGUGGUGGAUAUUUAUUGCCUAUGGACUUUGUAUUAUAUUAGUUGGCGUUUCAAUACUUUUUAUAAUUGCACGUGGAAUUGAAUUUGGUGAUUUGAAAACUCAAAAAUGGUUAAUAUCCAUUAUAAGUGGACUUUUCUCUUCGAUUCUAUUAACACAACCAUUAAAAAUUCUAUGUUUAGCAAUAUUUUUUGCUUAUUUUUGUCGAAAUUCUAAUGAUGAUAAAGAAGCAAAUGAAUAUUUAGAUGAUAAUCAAGUUAAUUUAGAUAAUGAUGAAGAAUAUCUUCAUUCAAGAAAGAAUAAUCGUCUAUUUACUUAUCGACCACCAAUUCGUGCAAAUCGUUUAAAUGAAGCUGAAGUUAUGUGUGCACGUGAUCGACGUUUGAAAGAAAUUCAAAUGUGGUCAAUUAUUCGUGAAACUCUUCUUUACAUAUGCUUCUUAUCACUUCUCUAUACGGUAAUCUUUUCAAAUUGUCAAUCGAAUUCUUAUUCGCAAGUUAAACAUUUACAAAAUUAUCUUUUAAAUUCAAGACAAAUGGAUGAUGAUUAUACAAAGAUUUCAACAAUUAAUCAAUAUUGGAAUUGGUUAGAAAAUAGUUUUGCUUCGAAUAUUCGCGCUCAACAAUGGUAUAAUAAUGAUCCACCUAGGAAUUUAAGUGGUUUUAUUGAUGAUAAAACAAAUCGAUUAAUUGGCUGGGUAACAAUGAGACAAUUACGUAUUAAAUCAGACUUGUGUCCUGCUCAUGUCAAUGAAAUUAUUUCAACAUGUCGAUAUGAUUAUAGUUUUUCAAAUGAAGAUAAAAAUUCUUAUAAACCCGGAUGGAUAAUAAAUGAAACAAUACAAACAUAUAGUUCAUCUAUUAAUCAAUCAUUCAUAUAUUCUACAAGUAAAAAUUUAGAUACAUAUGUUUAUGUUGGAAAUCAUGGAACUUAUGGAAGUGGUGGUUAUGUUUAUGAAUUUCGUGGUCGUUUAGUUGAUCUUCAAAGUAAUUUAUCACAACUUCAUGCAUUAGGAUGGAUUGAUAAUCAAACACGAGCUGUAAUAAUUCAAUUAAGUUUAUAUAAUCCAAAUGUACAAUUAUUUACAUCAGUUAGUUUACUUGUGGAAUUUUUAUCAACAGGUGCAGUUUAUUCAUCAGCAAGUUUUGAACCAAUGAAUUUUGAUGCAUUUACAUCAUUAUUUCAAUUGAUUUGUUUAAUUGUUUAUAUGAUAAUGAUUUUAUAUUUUAUGUCGAUCGAAAUUCGUUUAUUAUUAGAAUUAAAAGGGAAUUAUUUUCGACGAUUUUGGUCAUAUAUUGAUGUUGGUAUUAUAGCUUGUUCAUGGACAAUUAUCGGAGUAUAUAUUUGGCGUUUUAAUGAAUGUAAACGUAUUGGAAAAUUAUUUAAUGAAACAAAUGGUUAUGUUUAUAUUAAUUUACAAUUGGCAUCAUAUAUCAAUAAUAUUUUAAUAUAUUUAUUUGGUUUUUGUUGUUUUUUUGGUACAAUUAAGUUUGUUCGUCUUUGUCGUUAUAGUCAACGUCUUAGUUUAUUUAUUGUAACAAUACAAAAUGCUCGAAACGAAUUAAUAUCAUUUUCAUUAAUGUUUUCAAUUGUAUAUAUGGCAUUUGUUUGUUUAUUUUAUUUAUUAUUUGUAUCGAAAUUAGAAUCAUGUUCAAGUUUAUUAGCAUCAGCACAAAUGUUAUUUGAAAUGACAUUAAUGAAAUUUAAUGCAUAUGAAAUAAGUGAAGCUGCAGCAUUUUUGGGACCAUUUUGUUUUAGUUUAUUUAUUUUUAUAGUGGUAUUUAUUUGUAUGAGUAUGUUUUUAACAAUUAUUGCGGAUAAUUUUCGGUGUGCUCGAAAAAAUAUUAAUAAUGAUAAACAAGAAAUAUUCCCAUUUAUGUUAGAAAGAUUUCAACAUUGGAUAGGUUGGAAAAAAGCAACUGAAGAAGAUGAUUAUGAAGCACGAGAUGUUGUAAUGCGUUCAGAAUAUUUUCAUCCAAUUGAACGUUUUCCUGAAAGAAUUGAUGAAUUAUUAGAUGUAAUCAAUCGAAUUUAUAUGACACAAAAAAUGGAAAUAUCAAAAAUGGAUGAAAUUGAUAUUUAA